AUGGCACAUGCUCAGGAGUCAAAUGGCCAGCUCGGUGACCACGAGAAGAACCCUCCGCACCAGACUGCGCCGGAGCAGGACUCGACCAAUGUUCUUGGUGAGGGGAGUCCCGGUGUACGUCGCAUUGCCGUCAUCAGUUCGCAUUUCGGGCUCGUGGAUCGCAUCUUCCUCUUUUUCGGCAUUUUCCUCAUCGCCUACGUCUAUGGCUUGGAUAGCGCAGUUCGCUACACAUACCAGACCUAUGCCACCCAGAGUUAUUCCCAGCACAGCUUGCUCGCGACCAUCAACGUUCUGCGCGCCGUCAUCGGUGUCGCCGCACAGCCCACGGCAGCCAAAAUUGCAGACGUGUUUGGACGCAUUGAACUGAUCAUCGUCUCCAUCUUCUUCUAUACCCUGGGCACGAUCAUCGAAACCUUCUCGAAAAAUGUCGAGGCCUUCUCCGCCGGAGCCGUGCUCUACCAGAUCGGAUACACCUGCAUCAUGCUCCUGGUCGAGGUCUUGGUUGCCGAUGUGACCUCGACUCGCUCGCGUCUCUUUUUCUCGUACAUCCCGACUCUGCCAUUCAUCAUCAACACCUGGAUCAGUGGAAACCUCACUUCAUCCGUGCUAGCCGUCGCCUCGUGGAAAUGGGGUAUUGGCAUGUUCGCCAUUAUCUACCCCGUCUGCGCCCUGCCUCUGAUCAUCACUCUGUUCGUUGUCAACCGUCGUGCGAAGAAGUCUGGCCAGCUGGAGUCGUAUAAGAGUUCUUUCCAGUUGCUUGGCGGGAACCGGCUGGCCAUCGAGCUGUUCUGGCAUCUGGACGUGGUGGGGAACCUUUUGAUGAUCAUUUUCCUGGCUUGCAUCCUCGUGCCCUUUACGCUUGCUGGGGGUGUCACUGCACAAUGGCAGACUGCCAAGGUCAUCGCGCCUCUGGUCAUCGGCUUCGUGCUGAUUCCGGUCUGGGUGUUGUGGGAGCGUUGGUGCCCGCACCCCAUGAUCCCGUUCAAGCUCAUCAAAGACCGUGCCGUCUGGGCUGCUCUCGGAAUUGCCCUGAUGAUCAACACUGCGUACUAUAUGCAGUCGAACUACCUAAUCACCGUGCUCUACGUCAGCUUUGACGAGUCCAACUUGAGCGCCACCCGUAUAUACUCUCUGUACAGCUUCGCCUCGGUGAUUACGGGGACGAUCCUCGGUUUCAUUGUGAUUAAGGUCCGCCAACUCAAGCCUUUCAUCAUUGCCGGCACGGCCUUGUACAUGGUUGCUUUCGGUAUUCUCAUCCACUUCCGUGGUGGCACGGGAGGUUCCAGCCAUUCCGGAGUGAUUGGUGGCCAGGUUCUUUUGGGUAUUGCUGGUGGACUUUUCCCCUACGCCACACAGGCCAGUAUCCAGGCCGCCUCGAAGCACGAACAUCUCGCCGUCAUCACUGGUAUCUUCCUAGCUUUCUACAACCUCGGCAACGCCAUUGGCAGCACCAUCUCCGGCGCCGUCUGGAACCAGGUCCUGCCAUCGGAACUCGAAAAACGACUCGGCAGCGUAAACCUGGCCAGCGAGGCGUAUGCCCAGCCCCUCGUCUUCGCCGACGCCCACCCCGUCGGCACCUCUGCCCGCAGCGGUGUGAUCUCCGCCUACAUGGAAACCCAGCGCCUCCUCUGUAUCACGGGGAUCUGUCUGACCGUGCCUCUGAUUGCCUUUGCCUUCUGUCUGCGCAACCCCAAGCUGACCAAGGAGCAAAGCUUGAAGAAGGCCGAAGAAUCCGAGAGCGACUCGGCGUCGGCGCGGGAUUAA
Messenger RNA from Penicillium alfredii, 1764 nucleotides. RefSeq names its product putative siderochrome-iron transporter Sit1 (gene sit1). Gene Ontology annotation, molecular function: siderophore-iron transmembrane transporter activity. Gene Ontology annotation, cellular component: vacuolar membrane; endosome. Gene Ontology annotation, biological process: intracellular iron ion homeostasis; transmembrane transport. NCBI's taxonomy places the organism in Eukaryota, Fungi, Ascomycota, Eurotiomycetes, Eurotiales, Aspergillaceae. The record is from RefSeq and is a predicted model, not a curated record. The transcript has 9 exons. Bases 1 to 1764 code for a protein of 587 amino acids.